Molecule: messenger RNA, 10620 nt
Organism: Nerophis lumbriciformis (worm pipefish)
Lineage: Eukaryota; Metazoa; Chordata; Actinopteri; Syngnathiformes; Syngnathidae
Source: RefSeq, a predicted model, not a curated record
AUGAAAAAAGGAGAAGGAGACACUGCCAAAAAGAAGGGGGCAUGUGAAGCCCCCCCGAGCCCUGUUGUCCCACCUAAACGCUCCAAAGCCGGCAUGGAGCGAGUGGUCGCCGAGCCACGAGGGCCUGCUCACCCGAGCCCGACCCCACCGGUUUUCACGCGCAAAAUGCGGAAUGCGGCCGUCGGGACGGGUUGUGAUAUUCGGCUUAAGGUGACUGUGAGUGGGGACCCCCAGCCUUCCUUGUACUGGUAUCACAAUGACGAGCUCCUCAACAUGGAAAACCAGGAAUACGGAGGUCUCUGGAUUAGGGAUUGCAAACCCACUGAUGCUGGGCUCUACACCUGCAUUGCUAACAACCACUUGGGAGAGGCCCGGAGUAGUGCUGUACUGGCCGUCUUGGAUUUGGGUGAAGAAUCGGACAGCACUGAAGACGAAGGAGAUCAGUUGGAGAACCAUGACAAAAGCGUGGAUCGUGAGGACCAUGCAGUGGAUACAGUGAUGGACAAAAAUGCAGAGGAUGAAACCAGAACCCUUGAAGAUUUCUCUAAAACAAGGAGCCAGUCAAAUGAUUCUCCAAGAAGUUCCCCACCAGAAGUUCUCCCACCUCCAUCACCGAGGCUCAUCAAACGUCCCUCCACCUCUCCGAUGCCAAGUCGCUCUGGUUCAACGACACCUCUUAGCUUGCGGAGGAAAGCUGCAUUGCCAUCAGAAUACCAAGACACAGUGCCCGCAGAGUUUGAAGAAAAAAUUAAGAUGGCCAAAUCCUCAAAUAACACCCAGGACUCAAGGCCACAAACUCCACUGAGCGAAUACUCCAGAAAGGAGAUUACUCCCAGACCAUCGCCAAAGCUUACGAGGGCAAGUUCUAAAGUUUUUGAGAAGGUCCGUGACCUGGAAGAGAGAAGACGAAGCCUCGAAUUCCCCGAAGGUUCUGUAUCAGGGAGAUCCUGGGCAGGGUUCAAUCGAGCGGGCUCAGUCGACUCGGAUGACGGAGGCAGCCGGUUGGGUAUUUCCAGAGAAAGUUCUCGGGAAGAUCUGAGAGAGGCUCUCAAAGAAGACGCAGCCGAACGGAGGUCCAUGUUUAAGCAGAGGGCUGCUUCACUCGAGGAGAAACCUCGCUAUUCUCAAAAGGUCCAGGACAUUGAGAACAAGUUCACGGAGGAGCUGCAGCGUAUCAAGAAGCUAGUUGGUAAACCUCAUUUGAAGAAAUCCUUUUCAACGGAGCAGCUGAGUUCAAAGGCAAGGCAGCGCCAGCCUUUCAGGAAAAUAGAACCUAUACCCCCACAGGUCCUUCAAAGACUUCAAGAAAGGGAACGAUCUCAGUGGGCAAAAGAGCAAAAAAGACUGAAUCUGGGACAGCAAAUGCCAGAGCAUCAGCAUUCCCAGAUCCAAAACUGUACAAGUGCUGGUAUCACAAAUAUAAAAGAAAACAAGGAGUCAAUGCAGUUAUCGGAAUUACCAGGGGUACGAUCGCUUCGAGAGCUUAGUCGAGUCAGCCCGGUUACAGAAAUUAUUCAAAGGUCAUCAUCACCAGCAUUAUUCCACCAACAAGUGGAAGACUCACCGAGUACAACUAAUUCGGAAACCACCGUGCAGAAACUUCAAAAGAGGUCCCCAAGUCCACUUGUACAGAUAGUUUCAAGAAGCCAAGAAUCGCUGCAUAACCCUGAACCUCCGACACAGCAACAUAAUGAGACCUCUGGGAGAAAGACUCCCAUUGAAGUAACUUUGAGAAAAGUUGAAAACAGGCCUGAAAGUCCACUAGUACAAAAUUGUGCAGUUGCCUCUCAAGAUAUUACCCAUCAAGCGCCUCCCAAGCCCGCUAGGAUGAUCGAAGCUGACCCACUGAAUCUCCCAAAACAACCGCCAAACAUGAAAAUUCCUGCAAUUGUUGUGGAAGGUGAAGAUAUUCCUGUGGGGACCGAUAAUACUCAACAGGCCAAAGGACAAAAGCAGAAGACCAAAGUCAAACACCGUCGCCCGCGACCAAUGUCUCCUAAACUGGAUUCUUCAGAUGAUUCCUACGUUUCUGCCGAAGAGGACCCAAUGGAAGCGCCCGUGUUUGAAUGUCUUCUUCAGGAUGCAGUCGCCAGAUGUGGCUCAGAUGUGCUACUAAAAUGUAACAUUUCUGGCAAUCCCAUUCCUGAAGUCACCUGGACAAAAGACAACGUGGAGGUCACCAACCUUCCGAAUUACGCCAUCAAAGUGGAAGGCGAACGACACAGUCUCAUCAUAAAAUCGGUCCAAGUGCGAGAUGCUGGAAACUAUAGUGUAACAGCUGUGAACCAGGAGGGCAAGGUGACCAGCAAUGCUACCCUCACAAUUAAAGCAGAACCCAUUCAGGAGACGAAAGGUGUCCUGGGGGUUCCCAUGGACAUCAGCAGCCCCAUCACAUCUGACGAGGAGUACCUUAGUCCCCUGGAGGAAGCAAUGGAUUUUAACUCACAACAGACAAAGAGGACACUUGACACCAAGUUCAAGAAACCUCCUAAUUUUCUGGUAACAUUGAUUGAUCAAGCCGUUAUUGAAGGACAAGAAGUCACCAUGUCUGUGCGAAUAAAUGGCCAACCAAAACCUUUGCUGUACUGGUUGAGAGACAGAGUUACGGUCAAAAGUGGUCCCCGCCAUAUUGUGCGAGAGACAGAAAAUGGAAAUUUUGAAAUGACCAUCAAGUCAGCCCUGAGGUCAGACUCUGGGGUUUACACCUGUAAGAUCAUCAAUGAGUUUGGAACAAAACAAUGUGAAGGGAAGCUGGAGGUUAAAGUACCACCAGUCGAGCCAAGCUUGGCCAUCAUCCGCCCUGUGAAAGACAUCACAGCGAACGCGGGCGAGACGGUGUUGUUUGAGUGUCACGUCAUCGGGCCGCAAGAUACUGAUGUGGAUUGGUUGGCGAGCGGGAAACUGAUCCAACCCGCUAUGCUCAACUGCAAAAUGCACUUUGAUGGAAGAAAAUGUCGGCUGCUUCUUAAUUCAGUACAUGAGGAUGAUAGCGGAGUGUACACGUGCAAGCUGAGCACAGCCAAAGAGGAAAUUACAUCAUGUGGAAAACUCAGAGUUAUUCCCUCAAUUGAGCCUCUAUUUACUCGCAAACUGGACGUUUUGGAAGUCAUCGAGGGGCGUAACGCUCGAUUUGAUUGCAAAGUCAGCGGGACUCCGCCUCCAAAGGUCACAUGGACUCACUUCGCAGAUCACCCACUCACUGAGAGUGAGGAUGUGCGCAUUCUUCAGGAGAAUGGUCGUCACUCCCUCAUCAUUUCGCACGUGACCAAUGAUGAUGAGGGUUUCUAUACCGUGACAGCCAUCAACAAUCAUGGCGAAGCUGAAUGUUCUGCUGAACUGUAUAUACAAGAGCCGCGGCCGGCCAUCUCCUCACAGAUGGCUAAACUCGAGAAAAUGCCAUCCAUACCAGAGGAGCCUGAGGUCCCUGAGAAUGAAGUUGAGCGUUUCACAAUGCCUGACUUCAUUAAGCCCCUUUAUGACCUGGAUGUUAUUGAGGGAAAGGAGGCUGUUCUCAAAUGUAAAGUAGCCGGUUUGCCAUAUCCCAGCAUUGUCUGGUUCCACAAUGGCAAAAAAAUCGAAAGUACUGAAGACAGAAAGAUGACACAAUUCCGCGAUGUCCACAGUCUGGUCAUCCGUUCAGUGUGUCAUGCGCAUGGUGGUGUCUACAAAAGUGUCAUCUCCAACAAAAUAGGCAAGGCCACUUGCUAUGCUCAUCUCUAUGUCACAGAUAUCCUCCCUGAUCCUCCUGAUGGGAUUCCAGUAAUAGACUCGAUCACUGGCAAAGUGAUGACCCUUAGCUGGAAAAAGCCAAGGAGAUUGGACCCUUCCAUUGAGCCAAACUCCUUGAUGUACGCUAUCCAGCAACAAGCCCUCGGCUCCAUCCAAUGGACAAUUAUCGCAUCGGGCCUAAAGGAAACCACAUACACCAUCAGCACAUUAUCCAAAGGGGUGCGAUAUUCUUUCAGAGUCUUGACCAUCACUUCCAAAGCCUUUAGCAAACCCUCACCUGCCACAGAACCAGUGCAACUGCUGGACCGAGGGCCAUAUCUUCAAGAAGCGCCGGUGAUUAUUGAUAAGCCAGAUAUUGUAUAUGUGAUGGAAAACCAGUCAGUAACCAUCACUAUCACCAUCAAUCAUGUCAAUGCUGCCACCAUCUGGCAAAGGAAAGGCGCUGUCUUGGACAACAAGCAUGGGGUGUACGAGAUGACAAUGCCGGACGACGACCAGCACACACUGAAGCUGAUGAAAGUGAAGAGUGCUGAUGUUGGGGAGUUAAUGUUCAUUGCAUCCAACAAGCAUGGAAGCGACAGCUGCACACUUAUUGUGGAAAUGGCAGCUCCACCAACAUUUGAGACAAUAAUGGAGGAUAUUGAUAUUUGCUCUGGGGAGACCCCUCGCUUUGCUGUGGUCGUGGAAGGCCAGCCAAUUCCUGAUAUCUUAUGGUUUAAGAAUGAUAUUUUGCUGUCUGAAGGCAGCCAUUACACAUUUGUGUAUGAUGAUAAUGAAUGUUCCCUGGUGGUCCUCAACGCUUGUCCCGAAGAUUCUGGAGUGUACACCUGUACUGCGAGGAACCUGGCAGGCUCUGUGUCCUGCAAAGCCGAGCUCACAGUUCAUGAAGCUUUAAGCAAAGAGGAGCCGAUGGAAGAUGAAGAGACCAUUUUGAGGAAAAUGCGCCGACUGACUGAUCAUUACGAUAUUCACAAGGAAGUUAGAAGAGGUGCAUUUGCCUAUGUGAAAUUGGUGAUCAACAAGGUAGACAAAAUGGAGUAUGCUGCCAAAUUCAUCUCCACACGGGCCAAGAAGAAGGCCUCAGCUCUCCGAGAGUUGAGCGUUCUCUCAAAGCUGGAUCACGAGCGAGUUGUCUUCUUCCAUGACGCCUUUGAGAAAAGGAACGCAGUCAUCAUCGUCACUGAAUUAUGUCACGAGGAGAUCCUUGACAGAUUUACACGGAAGUCGACACUAAUGGAGUCUGAUGUACGUUUGUGUGUUAGACAGUUGCUGGAGGGGAUAGAUUACCUUCAUCAUGUUAACAUCUUGCACCUGGAUAUCAAGCCCGAUAAUAUACUGUUGGCAGACGCACACAAUGAUCAGCUCCGAAUCUGUGACUUCGGCAACGCGGUCGAGAUCACCCCGGAUGAGGCUCAGUAUUGCAAAUACGGCACACCAGAAUUUGUCGCGCCAGAAAUUGUUAACCAGACCCCUGUCUCAAAGGCAACUGACAUAUGGCCAGUUGGAGUUAUUGCAUACCUUUGUCUGACAGGAGUUUCUCCAUUUGCUGGUGAAAAUGACCGGCAGUCUGUCCUGAACAUCAGAAACUACAAUGUGGCUUUUGAGGAAACCAUGUUUGCAAAUCUUUCUAGAGAAGCUAAAGGUUUUAUCAUUAAACUGCUUGUAGCAGACAGACUGAGACCUGAUACUCAAGAAUGUCUUCGACAUCCGUGGUUCAAGACUCUUAGUAAAGGGGCAAGUAUAAGUACAGAUGCACUGAAGAAGUUUGUUUCUCGAAGAAAAUGGCAGCGUUCAAUAAUCAGCUACAAAUCUAAAAUGGUCAUGAGGUCCAUUCCCGAGCUACUGAAUGAUUCCUCCAGUCACAUAUCCAUUGCCGUUCCAAGACACCAUAAAGACGCUUCACCCUUGCCUUCGUCAUCCUCCGAUUCAGAUGAAGACAUUGAUGAACUUCCCUUCAUUCCAAUGCCACUUAACAUGGAAUUCUCUGGAUCAAGGGUGUCACUCAAUGAAAUCCCCACAAAUGAGAAGGACUCAAUGAAACAGAACGGAACAUCUACUGUCCAAGAGACAACCGAAGAAGAUGUAGAAAUGGACAAAGAAAGGGUAGAAAUGAUUGGUAAAAGACAGCAACAAGAAACAAGCAAACAAACUGAUCAUCAGGGUUCUUUAGAUGAAGAAUUACCUACUGAGACGCCUCAAAACGCUCUGAAAAGAAAGCCUCUACAAAGGGGAUCCAGCGUGGAGUCGGACAAAACUGACAGCGUGCGACGAAAAGGUGAGCUGAGACGUGGAAGUUCAGCCGACAGUGCUUUACUUCUUCGGAUCACGCCAGAUGAAGAAAUGGCAGAAGGAAACCAAGAGGGAGGAAGAAAAGUUCUCAAGAAAGCUGCCUCAAUGGAACUUCCAAAGCGAAGCACGAGUCCAGCAACUGCCAAAAUGAGCCAAGAAGAUUAUGCUCUGAAGCUAGAGUUGAUGAGGCAACGAUUGCUUCACGGUGGUUCUGUUGACAAAAAGAUGAGCGGACUGCGAGGUCCUCUAUUAGAAACGCUAGGAAUGGGUAAUGAAAAAAACGGAAGCCCUGCAGAUCGUUAUUCCCGCAUUACCCGCCUGGGACCACCUUUGCUGACCAGAGCAGCAUCUGGUGACUCACCCAGAGAUGACAUUUCCAAACCUAAGGUUUUAAGCAAAAGUGCUUCCUUCAGUCAAGGUGAUUCAGAACCAAUAGCUUUACAUAGACGGUCAGGAGCGCCGCUUGAGAUUCCCUUGGCACAAGUUGAAGAACGACGACUUAAGGAAGCUAUAUCAAUGUCCGCUAUCACUGAGCAAAUUAAGAUAGACUCCUGCCCAGUGAUUCCUCGAGAGCCUUCACCAAAACCUCCCACGCCAGAGCAUGUCCCACUGGAAAGUCCCAUUAAAAUUGAAAGUAAGAAACUACAGAGGGAGAAAGAGACAACACCUGAUGAAAUAAUCAGUGAAAAGAAAGAAACGCAGGUUACCGACAGUAAUUUUGAUGAGAGGUCAAGCACAAGUGGCUUCUCUGAGAAGGACUUGAGCAUAUCUGAGGAAGUAUUGAAUGAACCAGAGGUUGUAGACCACAUUGUUCUGUCACCAUCUGUUGUGGUCCAAAGCUCUGAAAUGCAAGGAAACCUGGAGGAAGAAGAAAUGCGAGGAAACCUGGAGGAAGAGCUAGAAACAAAAGAAGACGGAGAACAGAUAGUGAAUAUAGAAAGAACAGAGCCUGUGUGUGAAGAAAACACACCUGAAGAAAAGUUACAAGAAACUGAAAUAACACCUAUGAAAUCAGAGAUUAUUACUCCAAGCUCUGUUACUAUAAGACCAGUGCAAGAAUACUCUGACAUCACAAGAGAAAUUCCACCUUACGCACCACCCUCACCUCCUGCACAGGUUCUUCCCGAUGGAAGGACUUCAUCAUAUGCUAGUACAAUGCAGACAAUCAUGGUCCCCUCUCUUCAGCCUCUCAAUGGUGUUCCUCUUGCUCCAUCAACCCCUGUUGAUGUCGUCAAUAUUGUGUCAGCUCCUGCAUCAUCAUCGCUCCCCAAACCGCACAUCAUGUCAACAACCGAGCAUCCAGCUGUAUACUCUCGAGUGGCCUCACCAGAAACUAUAACAAAAGAGCCUAGCCCACCAAAGACAACCCAAAGUUCCUCUCAACAAUUUGUUGGAGUGGAUCUAGAAGACAUUUCAUCGGAAGAAAUUUUUGAGGCCCGCUUCAAAAAACGCGACUCAUCCCUGACUAGAACUUUGAAAUUCUUGUCUCGAUCAAAGAAUGAGGACAAAUCACAUGCACCGUCCACAGAUUCAAUAGAGUCAGGUGAGGUGAUUUACAGGCCUGGUCCACUGGGUGCCCCACUUGAAUUUGCACAGAGGAAACUUGAGGAGAAAUCCAAGUCGGUCCAGGAUCUACGUGAAGCUCAGAAGGACCAAAGUUUUAUGAGGAGGCUUUCUCUACGGUUGAAGAGAACGCCAUCAACAGAACGCAAAGAGGAAGUGACCAAAGAAGACUCAGCACCUUCAAGACGUAGGUUGUCAUGGACUCUUGGCAGAAGGGGAUCACAAGACAAGAAGGAAGUAGAGAUGAUGCGCAUGGAUGUUGCUGAUGAUGACACUAUACUAAGAGAGGAAAACAAGUCCAAAAAAUCCACCGAAUCUCCAGUCCUGGCAAUGCGUAAGAAGAUUGAAUCAACAGUCGCGGGCAUCUCGACCCGAAUUCGCAGCUACUCCGAAGAGAGGAAAGCAUCUGAAGAGAAGGAGCCAAAGAAGGCGCCAAUUCUUUCCAUUCUUCGACGGGCAACAUCAGAAAACCGUGGAGUAAAAGUUACCAAUGUUCUCCAGAACCAGCUGGCAUCUCAGGCUAGUAAUGGGGCCUCAUCUGAGUCACUGGACUCAAUGUCCAGCUUAAAGUCAGACGUGUCAAAAGGUGUCGACGGAGAGCGAAGAUCUCGUUGGGAUCGGUGGGGUCUGACUCGGGGGAGACGUUCCAAGACAGUAUCACAACCAGAUAUACCCACGGCGAUCUCCAGAGAAACAAAUUCCCAACCAUCACGCCAGUACUCUAGGCUGGUAUCCGAUUUCCCCCCAGUUUUUCACAUUAAGUUAAGAGAUCACGUCCUGCUCGAGGGGGAUCCAGUGACACUCAGUUGCCUGCCUGCAGGAAGUCCUCACCCGCAUAUUACCUGGAUGAAAGAUAAGAAACCCUUGGAGAUAGACGCAAGGAUGAACAUGAUAGCCUGCCCUGAUGGCAGACAACUUCUGAUGAUCAUGCAGACCACCAAAAAAGAUGCCGGGGUUUACGAAUGUGUUGCGACAAGCCCUCUGGCUUCUAUUUCCAGUUCUUGCACAAUUUCUCUCGCACGUCUGCCCAAUCGACCUGGAACACCUGAGGUCCCUCAGAAGUACAACAACACAGCUUUGGUAUUGUGGAGACCCUCCGACACCACCGCGCCCUGUACAUAUUCUCUGGAGAGAAAAACUGAAGGAGAGGCUAACUGGCUGAUCGUGGCCACUGGGAUUGCGGAUUGUUACUAUAAUGUGGUUGAUUUACCAGCCGGGGGUUCCUUCAGAUUUAGGGUGGCUUGUGUCAACAAGGCUGGCCAAGGCCCAUACAGUAGCCUUUCAGAAGUAGUCCACUUGGUCGCUUCAGAACCAAGUGAGUCCAACGCCCCAGUGGUGGUCAAGACCGCCGUGGCUUCAGGUCCUCCAGCCCCUGUGUUGAAGAUGUCGUCCAUGAAAAUCCCACCCAUGAAACCAGCUCCAAAUAAAGCCUCAGUGCAGACACCAGCCCCACCUGUUCCUCCCUCAACACACCCUACACCGUCAACAAAAUCCCCCACUCCUAAAACUGUCAAGCCAACAACACAAAUUGAAAUGAACCAAGUGCCAUCACUGACCGCAGUUCCUUCUGAAACGGUCCCGGCUCAGACCAACGUGACUGUGCAAACAACAGUAGGUAAAGCAAAGUCCACACUCAACAUCAGUGUGGGCAAAACUCCAGCCAAGCCGACAGCCCCGCCCGUUGUCCCACCCAAACCUCAGACCCCACUGAAGGUAAUCAUUAACAACAAAACUCCUUCUCCUGUACCGUCCCCUGCUCCCAUCAUUGGGAAACCCAUUUCCUCAGUCCCGAUGUACGCACCAGCUGCCACUGCUUGCGUUACGGCUUCUUCUCAAUCAACCCUCACGACAACAAUCACUACUCCCUCCGUCUCUGCUGUGAAUGUCUCCCCGACUGUGGUGGUGUUGCAGAGUUUGACUCCAGUGGUUCAAGGCGGGGAUAGUCGUACUCCAUCUGGGCGGAUCACGCCAUCAGGACGGGUUACACCGUCAGGAAGGGCGACGCCUUCUGGACGAAGGACACCGCUCGGCAAGGCAGGAGAGGGAUAUCUUCGCCAAGGUGUUCCUCAGAAACCCUAUACGUUCAUGGAUGAGAAGGCAAGGGGCCGCUUUGGUGUGAUCCGGGAGUGUCGUGAAAACGCAACGGGAAACUUGUUCAUGGCCAAGAUCGUCCCUUACGAAGCUGACAACAAGCAGGCGGUGCUACAGGAAUACGAUAUCCUCAAGUCGCUACAUCACGACCGCAUCAUGGCGCUGCACGAGGCUUAUGUCACACCGCGCUAUCUGGUGCUCAUCUCCGAGUACUGCAGCGGAAAGGAGAUGCUCCGAAGCCUCGUGGACAGGUUCCGUUACUCAGAGGACGACGCGGUGAGCUACAUUACGCAGAUACUCCACGGGUUGGACUACCUUCACACUCGAAGAAUUCUUCACCUGGACAUCAAGCCCGACAACAUCAUUGUCACGCACAUGAAUGUUAUCAAGAUCAUCGACUUUGGCAGCGCUCAGAACUUCAACCCGCUGUUCCUUAAGCAGUUUAUCCCACCAGUUGGAACGCUGGAGUACAUGUCUCCAGAGAUGUUGAAAGGAGAUGUGGUGGGCCCUCCAGCUGACAUCUGGAGCGUGGGCGUGAUCACUUUCAUUAUGCUGAGUGGCAGGUCCCCUUUCAUGGAAAAUGAUCCCCAGCAGACUGAGAUGAAGAUCCAUGCCGCAAAGUUUGACCUCUCCAAACUCUACCAAAACGCCUCCCAAAGUGCCUCACUCUUCCUCAAAAAGAUCCUCUGUAGCUAUCCUUGGGCCCGGCCUUCGAUCAAGGACUGCUUUAAUGAUUCUUGGCUUCAAGAUGCCUACCUGAUGCGUCUUCGUCGACAGACUCUUACCUUUACAACCACCCGUCUCAAAGAAUACUUGACCGACCAGCAGCAUAGACGAGAGGCAAUGGCAACUCAGCAUAAAGUUCUUCUUCGAUCCUACCAGAGCACUCCACAAACGCCUAUCAGUCCAGUCACACCAGCUCUGCCGACUUUUCCAAUCCCUCAAUAG